AUGAGCUCACGCUUUACAGAUUGCAAGGUCAACAAGCGGCCGCUCAAUAGGCAACCGCAGACGACAAGUCCAAGCUCGCGCAUCAUCUACGUUGGCACCAACACCUCUUUCGUUGCCAUUGUCAAGCGCGUGCGCAAAGCAUUGGAGACCUCACCCUCUGGAGUGCGAGGACAGUCAACCCGGGGACUUCCCCUGACUGCGCGUGUAGCAGCAUUGAGUGCGGGAUCUGCUAAAGCCAAGGGAGACAGUGCGUCAGAAGGUGACGAGAUCCUUGUGCGCGGGGCGGGACGAGCCAUCGCAAAGACGCUGCAUAUUGCGGCAUUCUUCACCCGGGAGCGAGACUGCAGGGUUAGUCUGCGCACGCUCACCGAAGGUGCGGUUGAUGAUAUCGUCAUGGACGAUGCCGAGUCAGAGGGUGGCUUUGCGGCUGAGGAAAGUCGUGUUCGUAUGGUCAGCGUACUGGAGGUCGGCGUCCGCUUGAUAUGA
Phaeoacremonium minimum UCRPA7 is the source of this 486-nucleotide messenger RNA. RefSeq names its product putative ribonuclease p subunit pop7 protein. NCBI's taxonomy places the organism in Eukaryota, Fungi, Ascomycota, Sordariomycetes, Togniniales, Togniniaceae. Gene Ontology annotation, molecular function: RNA binding. The record is from RefSeq and is a predicted model, not a curated record. The transcript has a single exon. The coding region runs from base 1 to 486 and encodes 161 amino acids. Gene Ontology annotation, cellular component: ribonuclease MRP complex; nucleolar ribonuclease P complex. Gene Ontology annotation, biological process: tRNA 5'-leader removal; intronic box C/D snoRNA processing; rRNA processing.